CCCAGCCAAUCGCAUCAUUGUUGUCAACGCGUUGUUAUGGCGCCGGCGGAGUCUGGUUCAAAUCACAAAAGAGUCUGAAACUUUCGCUGUUCGAUCCGCUCUCACGCAGAUAAACGUGAUUAUAACGUGGUAUUAAUUUACAAACAUGUGGCCGACGGAGCGACUGGACGUUUUACGAGAGCGCAACAGAGAUUUGUUGAACCGUUUGAAGCAGCAGAGAGAGGAACUGGAGCGGCCGAGCUGCUUCGGUCACAGCCGCAAGAGGGAGAGAGAGGACGAGGGUGAGGAGAGGAGAGACUCUGCAGAGAUCCUGACUGUGACCGAUGGAGAGAGCGGUUUUGCUAGGGCAGCGCUUGCCAGACCAACCGUGAGGUUUGCAGAUACAUGCGAGGAACAAACAGGCAUCCAGCACACUGUUCCAACACCAUCUUUGACCUCUGAAAAUGCAGAAGGGUCUGAACAUACAGCGCCAUCAGAACUUUUCAUAGACAGUGAUGGACAUCUUCGAGACCACACCAGGCUGCCGGAGAUGCGACAAGCCGGCACAAAGUCCUGUCUAGUGAAUCGCAGUAAAGAGCAGAGGGCUGUGCAGAGUCGGGUCACAUUUCAGUCUGAUGACUGUGAUAAGAUAUCUACCUCAGACAGGCAUUAUUUGCAGCCUUUACUCGGAUAUGACUGGAUAGCAGGAGUCCUGGAUGCAGAGGAUUCUUUGAUAGAGCGCUCUGACGAGUUCUUUGAUGACUUGCGCAUGUUUCGAUCGCUCAAUAGAGACGAUUGCGUCCGCAGCCCGCAAGCAGAAUUGUCUGAGGCAAACCUUUCAGUCCUGCCGCUGCUAACAGACGAGGAUAGCCCCGAGGCCAACAUGGACACGCAUCAAUGUACCUUCUCUUACAGGAUUAACAGCAGACUGUUUCCCGUCCCAUUUCACUCUCAAGAGCGCUGCCCAGUGUGCAAAAAGCAUAAAUCCUCCCACCCUCACACUGCAGCUGAACCAGCUCUCAUUAGGGUCAGCAUCCCUCGCUCUGCCCUCUUGCCACCUCACAAGUACAGAGCUCAUAGGCGGUGUAGCUUUGACCCUUCUGAUAGUUUGGGGUUACCAUCGGUUUAUCGAUUUUCGUCUUCGUGGUCUUCUCCAGCAUUGUCUCUCCGGCUGGUCCAACAAAAGUCAGUACACGCUGCCGCCACCCAGCAGCCUCGAUCUGCGGAGCAGUCUGAAUUUGAACAACUCCACCAUGUCACAGAACAAGGAACUGGAGGAUCUCUCUGAACCCAAAGUGGCCAGUCACCAGAUCUCAGAUGUGUCUCGCUUGGCUCGACGCAACCUCCAACACUUCUCUCCAAAAACAAAACCAGGCAGCUCUUCUUAUCUUUUGCGCUGACAAAUCACAAAAUUCUAUUCUUAAGUGAUAGAAGCAGUUCCUGUUUAAGGACUGACACCACCCAAAAUAAUUUCCUUUGUUUCAUGCUUUGUUUUCAACUUACUCUGUGUGCUUUUCUGUAACAUCUCUGCUAAAUGUGAAUGCUACAGUACACUAAGAGUUUGUUUUUCAGGAGGAAACAAAUGAUCUCUGCUGAGAGUGCAUCAACAUUUUUCUAAGUGCAUCUUCUUUGAUGGAUGAAUUUGAAACAUGAUAUCAUUAUUUUCAAGAAUGUAAUGAGUUAGAUAAUAAAAUGCAACAUGUUAGGUUG
Molecule: messenger RNA, 1689 nt
Organism: Acanthopagrus latus (yellowfin seabream)
Lineage: Eukaryota; Metazoa; Chordata; Actinopteri; Spariformes; Sparidae
Gene: miip
Product: migration and invasion inhibitory protein
Exons: 9
Coding region: 146-1267 (373 amino acids)
Biological process (GO): negative regulation of cell migration; negative regulation of G2/M transition of mitotic cell cycle
Source: RefSeq, a predicted model, not a curated record